AUGAACCCUUCUCGACCUUCCAACAUCGGGUCAAAGAACUCGUUCUGCAUGAGAUAUGGUCUGAUGCGCAUGAAGAAAACGUCAGUGUCGAGUCUCCUCGGGAUAGUGCUCUCCUUGCGCCAAUCUUUAUGGCUUGCACGCCGCCUCUUUGGAUCUGGGCUUGGCAGGAUGAUUGACGACGAAGACGAGCGCGUGGCAAACGAUGAGCCUUCUGACCUGAAGAAUCGGCAGCUGAAGCAGAUCUUCGAGAAGGCAGCUGGACAAACAUACAUCCACUUUGCAUAUGAACCGGCGUACCGCCUGGCAAGGCGGCUUCUACGUUUUGCCAUAUUCGGUGCAAGGUCAAACGAAGACUUAAAGGAACCAGAGGAGAUGUUCGCGAAGUGGGAGCGUAUUCGACACAGAAGAGGGAUUCAGGGGGCAAGCUCAGAAUUGUCUGAACUCGCACAAGUUGAUAGUGGAGAGAUGGGAACCGAAAGAAUUGUCACGGCCUGA
Molecule: messenger RNA, 495 nt
Organism: Fonsecaea pedrosoi CBS 271.37
Lineage: Eukaryota; Fungi; Ascomycota; Eurotiomycetes; Chaetothyriales; Herpotrichiellaceae
Exons: 1
Coding region: 1-495 (164 amino acids)
Source: RefSeq, a predicted model, not a curated record